UCUCUCUCUCUGCAGGACAUCUUCAAUGCUGUGAUCAAACAGAACCCUUUCCUGGUUCACCAGCUGCCCUGCUUCUGGAACGUCCAGCUGUCCGACCACACCCGCUCUGAGAAAUGCUACAAAGACGUGUCAGACCUCAAGGUGAUCCACUGGAAUUCUCCCAAGAAGCUGCGAGUAAAGAACAAGCAUGUGGAGUUUUUUCGGAAUCUCUAUCUUACCUUUCUGGAGUAUGAUGGCAACCUGCUGCGACGAGAGCUGUUUGGAUGUCCCAGCGAGGCUGACCACAACAGUGAGAACCUUCAGAAGACUCUGUCAGAGCUGGAUGAAGAUGAUCCUUGCUACGAGUUCCGUCGAGAACGAUUCACCGUCCACCGAACGCACCUCUACUUCCUCCACUAUGAGUAUGAGCCCAGCUCUGACAACACUGACGUCACUCUAGUUGCCCAGCUCUCUAUGGACAGGCUCCAGAUGUUGGAGGCUAUAUGUAAACACUGGGAAGGUCCAAUCAGCCUGGCCCUGUAUCUGUCCGACGCUGAAGCCCAGCAGUUUCUGCGCUAUGCACAGGGCUCCGAGGUGCUGAUGAGCCGCGGGAACGUCGGUUACCACAUCGUCUACAAAGAGGGACAGUUCUAUCCAGUCAACCUGCUGCGUAAUGUGGCCAUGCGGCAGGUCAACACACCUUACAUGUUCCUAUCAGACAUCGACUUCCUGCCCAUGUAUGGCCUGUAUGAGUACCUCAGGAAGUCAGUGGUGCUGCUGGAUAUGGCCAACGCCAAGAAAGCUUUGGUAGUACCAGCCUUUGAGACGCUGCGAUAUCGUCUUUCGUACCCAAAGUCCAAGGCUGAGCUGCUCUCUCAGCUGGACAUGGGCACACUCUUCACUUUCAGGUACCAUGUGUGGACUAAAGGCCACGCACCAACUAACUUUGCCAAAUGGCGGACCGCCACCACACCCUACAAGGUGCAGUGGGAAGCCGACUUCGAGCCCUAUGUCAUGGUGAGGAGGGACAGUCCUGAGUAUGACCGCCGCUUUGUGGGCUUCGGCUGGAACAAGGUGGCUCACAUCAUGGAGCUGGAUGCACAGGAGUAUGAGUUUGUGGUUCUGCCCAACGCUUACAUGAUCCACAUGCCUCAUGCGCCCAGCUUCGACAUCACCAAGUUCCGCUCCAACAAGCAGUACCGGGUCUGCCUCAAGACCCUAAAGGAGGAGUUCCAGCAGAACAUGUCGCGGCGCUAUGGCUUUGCCGCCCUAAAAUACAUGACGGCUGAGAACAACAGCUAGCCACCACUGCAGACCCUCACACCCCCGGCCCUGAACUACUGACACAUUGCAUGGG
Perca fluviatilis (European perch) is the source of this 1336-nucleotide messenger RNA. Its product is annotated as LARGE xylosyl- and glucuronyltransferase 1. The record is from RefSeq and is a predicted model, not a curated record. The annotation marks the transcript as partial. The transcript is spliced from 7 exons. Gene Ontology annotation, biological process: protein O-linked glycosylation via mannose. Gene Ontology annotation, molecular function: xylosyltransferase activity; glucuronosyltransferase activity. Lineage: Eukaryota; Metazoa; Chordata; Actinopteri; Perciformes; Percidae.